CCCUCCGUCCCAAGCCCUGGAAGGAUCCACGCGAAGUUGAUGGAAGAGACUCCCGUGAAGAUGGAACAACUAAAGAACGGACCAGCUGGAUCCGAGGGGAACAGCCUGCCCCUCCUGACACCUGGAGCUGAGGGCUGCUCCCCUGUGUCCAUCCCAGCCCUGCCACCCUCGCUGGUGGGCACCCCACACCCAGCCCACCUGGGACUCCCGGAGCACCUGGCCUCUGUUACUGUUCCCAUCCGCUUGGAUGCCCUCUCCUACCUCCUGCACAGUGCCCUGAUGGGGGCCUACAGCCUCCAGCAGUCCUUCCCCUCCUGCUGCUGCUCCCCACAGGGGUGCCACACCCAGCCAGGAGUGGCCAAGAGGCCCUUCAGGGGGCGUGGAGGGUGGGAUGUUCCCCGCAGGCCCAGCCGGGGCCAGGGCCAGUCAAGACGCGGCCUUGGGAGAGCUGAGCAGCCAGAGAGGGACAGGGCAGGGGUCCCUUGGGCUGGCCCCAAGACCCCACCGGUGACACCUCCAUCACCACCCACCCUGCUGGCCCAGGAUGGGAAGAAGGAGCCACUCCUGGACCCCACACCUGCUGCUGAGGACUGGGAGACAGAGUAUUAGGACCCAGAGGAGGGUCCAGCACUUCAUCACCCACAGUUUAUUUUUUCCUGGAGCCCAGAGUGACUUAGCCCUUAGCCUCCUGUUAACCCCACCCCACCCCCUUCACGUGGUGAAGCUGGGACCUGCCUUAGGAUCCCAAGUCAGGAAAGCCCUGAACCUGGACCUCACAUCCAUGUCCACACCCACGCCUGCCUGCUGCAUGGCCUCAGUCCCAUCCCCUGCACCAUCCCCAACUGCAGCUACACUCCUGAGCCCACCAGCACCUAGGGCUCCUCCAGGGCCAUUCCCAGGCCACUCGGGAUCCCUCAGCCCUUCCCCCCUGCCUCUCCACACCUCCACUCCUGUCCCCAAACCCACUGGCUCCUUCCCCUAUCCCCAGCCCCAGCCCAGUCUCGGCCUUCCUUCCCAGCCCCAUUCCCUGUGUGCCUCAGCCCCCCGCCCAUGUUCAGCUCCAUCUACAGACAGCUGUACCCCAGUACUGUCCCCUGCUGCUCAGGGUGCCCUGCUUGAACAAUAAAUGGAAGGCUGCA
Molecule: messenger RNA, 1139 nt
Organism: Ictidomys tridecemlineatus (thirteen-lined ground squirrel)
Lineage: Eukaryota; Metazoa; Chordata; Mammalia; Rodentia; Sciuridae
Gene: C15H19orf84
Product: chromosome 15 C19orf84 homolog
Source: RefSeq, a predicted model, not a curated record